UUAGAACAUCUGACUGGAUGCACAGCCAAUGUCUACUUGGAAUAUAUUCAGCGGAACUUACCCGAAGGGGUGGCCAUGGAGGUAACAAAGACACAGUUACAGCAGUUACCAGAACACAUCAAGGAGCCAAUCUGGGGAGAAGUCAGAGAGGAAAAAGAAGACAGCAAGUCCUAGAACCUCGGGCCCACCAGCUCCUGGAUUUGAAGUGAGCAUAGCUGGGCUUGCAGCCAGCAGGAUGCUGGGUCCACACCACCUUGCUUCCUGGUGCCCAAGCAGCCGAGAGCAGGGGCAGCGCUCUGGUGGAGGCUAGAUUUCAGGGGAUAACCGGGGCUCUGUCUACACCUCAUUGCUUCUGUUCUGUUAACAAACUUGGGCAAACUGUGUUGUGUACUCUGAAACAAAAGAAUCAGAUUUAAACAUUUGUGUAGCUGCCA
This is a messenger RNA of Nannospalax galili (Upper Galilee mountains blind mole rat), 434 nucleotides long. Its product is annotated as 28S ribosomal protein S10, mitochondrial. NCBI's taxonomy places the organism in Eukaryota, Metazoa, Chordata, Mammalia, Rodentia, Spalacidae. Gene Ontology annotation, cellular component: mitochondrial small ribosomal subunit; mitochondrion. The record is from RefSeq and is a predicted model, not a curated record.